Messenger RNA from Olea europaea var. sylvestris, 1768 nucleotides. RefSeq names its product R3H domain-containing protein 2-like. The record is from RefSeq and is a predicted model, not a curated record. The coding region runs from base 397 to 1236 and encodes 279 amino acids. Gene Ontology annotation, molecular function: nucleic acid binding. The transcript has 7 exons. Lineage: Eukaryota; Viridiplantae; Streptophyta; Magnoliopsida; Lamiales; Oleaceae.
AGUUGGCAAAUCAUAGAAAAGCUAAUUGUGACAUCUUUAUCGAUAUUAGUACGGUAUAUUACAUCAAUUGUGGUUAGGGUUUCGCAAGAGCCACCGAGAGAUCUAACAUUCGACUCGACCGCUGACAGUUGAUUAAUUGGCCGGCAAUCAAAUGAGUCUCACUGAGUUUGCGAUGGCAUAUUUCACUGAACUUGGUAGAUCUAUAAGAAGAUUGAGGAUGGAAGAAGAAUAGGGAUGUGACAUGAGACUAAGAUGGCUAAAAUGACAUUUUUUUGAAUUGUUGGAUGUAAAUCCCUCGAAUGCAUGAGCGGAAAGAGGAAAACAUGAAUACUGCAAGUUGAAGAGUUGGCUUCUCUUAUUAAAGACAACCUUCCUUGUAAGCAUCUCAUUCUGUCCAUGGAAGAGGCUCUGAUAAAUUUCCUUCAGGAUGAUACAAGAUUAGAUGGGGUGCUUGAACUGGAACCGAUGAACAGUUAUAACCGCCUACUUGUACAUCGUCUUGCUGACAUCUUUGGAUUUUCUCAUCAUUCAGUUGGUGAAGGAGAUGAGCGACACUUAAUUUUGGAGCGUUGCUUAGAGACAUCAAUGCCUUCCAUCCUAGUGAGUGAUCUGCUAUGGCAGUAUGAUGACUUGCAAUCUCCUACGAAUAUUGAAGUAUUAAGACGGAAAGAAGUUCAACCAGCGAUUCAUGCAGGCGAAAGUCAAAACUCGGGGACUGAAUCCUCACAUGAGAGGAAAACAACUCCUUUUACUUCCAGGGAAAGGAUCUUUUUGGCAGAUGAACGUGAGACAGGACUGGUAAAACAGAGGCCACAAUAUGAUCCUAAGGUUGCUCGACGUAUGAUAACGCAUGCUCUUGGCCAAAGAAUCAAGUCAACUAAUCAUGAACCUAGCUUAAGGGAUAAUAAAAAGUAUGGACACCCCGUGAAAGAUGUGAGAGUCCAACCAGAGGAGGAAGGGGCCAUCAAAUCAAGCAGUCACACAGAGACAGAAGUCCCAUCUACCACAUAUCCAGAGCCUGCUAGGUUCAAUGUACACGAGCAAAGGAGUCAAAGAACAUCUUUUAAGACAAAUUUAUCUGCUGACGAAAGAGAGGAGAGUAACAUUCAAAAUGACUCUUCAGGAAAAGAGCUAAUGGGAGCUGCAAAGAGAUUGUUUGCUAAUGCCUUGGGGAUUCAUCAAAGAGAGGGUAACCCAUCUAAGUGCAAUGAAACAAGGCAAACCAAACUAACUUGAGGAUGAUUUAAUGGGAUUUCAACAAGUAACUGCCAUCUGAUUGUUGAGUGACUCUACGGUGGUGGCGUUCUGUCUAUAAGAUUUUUCGACGGAAAUAAGCUUCGGUAGCUUUUUGUCCAUUCUGAGUUACCAAAUUGGAAUAUUCCUGUGGAACUACAUUAAGGAUGGAUUUGGCAGACCAGUGGCUUCUCCACUUAUUGAUCCUGGGACUAACAGUGAUGGUAUUUGUAAGUCGAAUCUUAGGUCAUUUUAAGUCUUGUAUGAUAAUGUCUCUCUGCCCACCCUCCAAUUUAUCACACUGCAUCUUUUCUUCCUUCUGCGGUAGUUUUAGAGCACGAGUUCAGUGUCAGGUCUACUACACAUGCUCUUUUGCCUUGUGUUACUAUUUGUUUUAGGAGCGAUCUUUCAAACAAAUGUAUGUGGUAAAUUCUGCAAUAUGUAUAAUAUUUGUUUUAAAGUGGCCUUUUCAAUGUAUAUGAUAAUUCUAUGUAAUUGUAUGUUGUGAACAUAGAAGUUAAACUCGAUGGUUUCA